This is a messenger RNA of Nanorana parkeri, 2871 nucleotides long. RefSeq lists its product as uncharacterized. Gene Ontology annotation, cellular component: membrane. Gene Ontology annotation, biological process: G protein-coupled receptor signaling pathway. NCBI's taxonomy places the organism in Eukaryota, Metazoa, Chordata, Amphibia, Anura, Dicroglossidae. Bases 1 to 2871 code for a protein of 956 amino acids. The record is from RefSeq and is a predicted model, not a curated record. The transcript has 6 exons. Gene Ontology annotation, molecular function: G protein-coupled receptor activity.
AUGGCCAUCAUAAGGAGACUACUACAGGUCCUCCUCCUCUUCUCACAGCUGGAUGAGGGUCAGUCUGGUCCCAGCUGCAGUCCCCACGAUUGGCCAAUGGAAACCUUCUCACAAUUUGGAGAUAUUCUGAUUGGGGCCAUUUUUGUGAUUCACUCCGGAUUUGUUUUCCAAAUACCAACCUUCCAGGAGAAGCCAAAGCCAGUCUCUUGUACGGGGUUCCACAUUCGUUACUAUCGGGAAGUUCUGGGCCUCAUGUUUGCAGUGGAUGAAAUUAACAAUUCUCCGGAGCUGCUGCCUAAUAUCACUCUUGGCUUCAGCCUGCUGGAUUCCUGUAUGUCGGAGCUCCGGGCAGUGGGAGGAGUUCUGUCCCUGCUGUCAGGACUUGGGAACCCCUUUCCAGGAUACGACUGUCAUAACCCUUCAGUCAUGGUCGGGAUUAUAGGUGAACAUUUUUCCGCCUUAUCUCUUCCUAUUGCCCAAGUUCUCGGUGUCCUCCAUUACCCACAGAUCAGUCAUGGGGCGACCCUUGCAGCUCUGAGCAAUAAAAUACAAUUCCCAUCAUUUUUCCGCACCAUGCCCAGCAACCUCUUUCAGAACAUUGCUCUCCCCGAGCUGAUUGGGCGUUUUAGUUGGACUUGGGUCGGGAUGUUGGUGGUGGACAAUGAUGCCGGGCAGCAGGGGGCCCAGGUUAUACGAGCUGGGAUAGAGAGAAAUGGAGGUUGUAUUGCUUUCCUGGAGAAAAUCCAUCUGAGUUAUUCGACCAGACAGAUCAGGAGAGUGGUGGAUGUUAUUAAAGGAAGCUCCAUCAAUGUGAUCAUUCUCCACAGCCCGGAGGUCCAUGUGACGGCCCUGCUAGAUGCCAUGUUUGAUGACGGGCUCACCGGGAAAACGUUCAUCUCUUCAGCUUCCUUUAUAAUCACCCCCGGACUCUUCUCCAAGAAAGCCUGGAAGGUCUUAAAUGGCACAAUUGGACUGGUUCCCGGGUCUGCCCACAUGCCAAGGUUUGAGGAGUUCCUUCUAAACCUUCAUCCAAAUGCCAGCUCUAUGUACCCAUUUAUUAGGCUGUUCUGGGAGAAAGCUUUCAGCUGCCACUGGCCUGAUGGAGAUGCUGAGGGGUCAGUCGCUCCCAUUAUAAAAGAACAUGUGACCUGCUCCGGGAAAGAAGAGCUCGGAGGUGAGAUUGCUCAGUUAUUUGAGACAAAUGAUCUCAGCUUGACUUAUCAUGCGUACCUGGCGGUAUAUGCCUACGCACACGCUCUGCAUUCACUGCUCGGCUGUCCAACCGUAUCGGAGGGUUAUUUCAGUCACGGAGUGUGCGCCGAUAUUAAUGAUGCUCAACCCUGGAAGCACAUGUUUGAUGACGGGCUCACCGGGAAAACGUUCAUCUCUUCAGCUUCCUUUAUAAUCACCCCCGGACUCUUCUCCAAGAAAGCCUGGAAGGUCUUAAAUGGCACAAUUGGACUGGUUCCCGGGUCUGCCCACAUGCCAAGGUUUGAGGAGUUCCUUCUAAACCUUCAUCCAAAUGCCAGCUCUAUGUACCCAUUUAUUAGGCUGUUCUGGGAGAAAGCUUUCAGCUGCCACUGGCCUGAUGGAGAUGCUGAGGGGUCAGUCGCUCCCAUUAUAAAAGAACAUGUGACCUGCUCCGGGAAAGAAGAGCUCGGAGGUGAGAUUGCUCAGUUAUUUGAGACAAAUGAUCUCAGCUUGACUUAUCAUGCGUACCUGGCGGUAUAUGCCUACGCACACGCUCUGCAUUCACUGCUCGGCUGUCCAACCGUAUCGGAGGGUUAUUUCAGUCACGGAGUGUGCGCCGAUAUUAAUGAUGCUCAACCCUGGAAGGUCCCAGUCUCCGUCUGCAGUAACAGCUGUCGGCCCGGGUACAGGAAAGCUCCUCUACAAGGAAGACCCAUCUGCUGCUAUGACUGCGUCCCCUGCUCUGAGGGAGAGAUGACCAAUCACACAGAUGCCGAUGAGUGUACCAGAUGUCCCUCCGAUCAGUGGACCAAUGAAGAAAGGGACAGAUGUGUCCCGAAGGUGAUAGAGUUCCUCUCAUACAAUGAACCAUUGGGAAUCAUUCUGGUGAUAAUGGUUGCCAUCUUCACAGUCCUCACACUCUGCAUCUUAAUCAUCUUCAUUAAAGAUCAGGACACGCCCAUCAUCAAGGCCACCAAUAGGGAGCUGAGCUUCAUCCUCCUGGUGUCUCUCGUUCUCUGCUUCCUCUGCUGUCUGGUGUUCAUUGGUCAACCGUCCAAAUUCAGUUGUCUCCUGAGACAAACCUUCUUCAGUGUGGCCUUCUCCAUCAGCAUCUCCUCAGUCCUGGCCAAGACUAUCAUGGUGUUCCUCGCCUUUAAAGCCACCAGGCUGAACAGUCCGUUGAGGAAAUGGCUCGGUCCCACCAUCCCUCGUAAUGUUGUAGCACUUUGUUUAGUUGUUCAGAUGUGUAUUUGUUCCCUAUGGCUUCACAGGUCCCCUCCAUUCCCAACACUGAACACGCAGAACUAUAAGAUCACAUUUGAGUGUAAUGAAGGACAGAAAGUAUUCUUCUACAUGUCUCUGGGGUUCAUGGGCUUUCUGGCCAUGGUGAGUUUCCUGGUGGCUUUCCUGGCGAGGAACCUCCCGGGAAGCUUCAACGAGGCCAAACUGAUCAGCUUCAGCAUGCUGGUCUUCUGCUGCGUCUGGAUCUCCUUCAUCCCGGCCUAUCUGAGCACCAGUGGAAAAUACACUGUGGCUGUUCAGAUAUUCGCUAUCCUGGCCUCCAGUGCAGGACUGCUGAGCUGUAUAUUCCUGCCGAAAUGUUAUAUUAUCCUGCUGAGACCAGAGAGGAACCAUCGAGAGUUCUUAUCAGGAAGCAAAAUGAGGAGAACACCUGGAUAA